Molecule: messenger RNA, 783 nt
Organism: Rhizoctonia solani
Lineage: Eukaryota; Fungi; Basidiomycota; Agaricomycetes; Cantharellales; Ceratobasidiaceae
Exons: 4
Coding region: 1-783 (260 amino acids)
Source: RefSeq, a predicted model, not a curated record
AUGUCGAUCCCAAAACAUAAUGUUCCUUGCUUUGCCCCGCCCGUUAAUUAUCGAUACAAGAUCGACCCGAAUGUCGCGUGGGUUAGGUCGGCGCCUUCUCCUCCUCCUCCUCCUCCUUCCCCUCCUUCUGCCCCUAUAGCUACUGGGCAAUCGUCACCCCCACUCACCGAUUCACCGAGUGUGACACCCUGGGGGACCCCCGUGCCGCUUUGGCGAGCCAACGACCGCGUAUUGGUACAACUGCACCCUCCAAGCGGUGAAUGGUAUCAUGCCACCGUUGUUGAAGUGCUCGUUCCUAUUGAAGUCGAUAACCUGUCCGAAGAGGAGGUCAAUAAAAUUCCACCUUCACGUCUGGCAAGGAUACUGUGCCGGUACACAGUCAAACUUAUUGAACCAGGUAAUUUAGCCCCUUUUUGGACUGAGAUCGAGGAGAGGUUCUUAGUACCGGCGUGCCUUGAGGGGGCGCUGAUAGACAACGUGGUCAAGUUUGAGAUGAACGAACGAGUUUUGGUUCGAUUUUCCAACGGGGAGAAAGCAUAUACCCAUGAGGGAUAUAUUUCCUACGUUUUCGGAGACAAAAUCAUUCGAGAUAAGCAUAUGUGGCAUGUUGUGCCCCGGCUUUACCAAGUCUAUAUCGAUGAACUGGCGACUUCUGGAUGCUGGACUGCAGAGUCGAUUAUCAAGGUUGGCUCUCAAAGUCCCGAAGAGGCAAACAUUCUUCCAGCCCCACUUUUGAUUGUCCCUUCCCAAGAUUACGAAACAUGGCUGAUGGAGCAGUCUUGA